This is a messenger RNA of Ostertagia ostertagi, 261 nucleotides long. The record is from the annotation of a GenBank genome assembly. Lineage: Eukaryota; Metazoa; Nematoda; Chromadorea; Rhabditida; Trichostrongylidae.
AUGUAUGACAUUCUGCAAUAUGAUAAAACUACUUCAACCGUUAUCACACUCGUAAAUCUGAUCAACGGAAAUGACAAUGUGAUGGUAGAUCAUCCAAAAGCCGGACGUCGAAUGUUGUUGAUCGUGGGUCUGAUUGGCAUGUGGUUCUCGACAGUACUGUUAGUGGUUUGUAUUUCUGCGAGUAUGCAAGGCCAUAAGGCGGCCAGUUACGGUGCAAUUGCCUUCGUACUGCUCUUCGUUAUAUCGUUCGCGGCAGGAGCA